Chelonia mydas (Green sea turtle) is the source of this 2762-nucleotide messenger RNA. RefSeq names its product sphingomyelin phosphodiesterase 5. Bases 479 to 2008 code for a protein of 509 amino acids. Gene Ontology annotation, cellular component: cytoplasm; extracellular region. The record is from RefSeq and is a predicted model, not a curated record. Gene Ontology annotation, molecular function: sphingomyelin phosphodiesterase activity. NCBI's taxonomy places the organism in Eukaryota, Metazoa, Chordata, Testudines, Cheloniidae. The transcript has 9 exons. Gene Ontology annotation, biological process: sphingomyelin metabolic process.
GUGACCCCAGCCAGUGGGCCGUCCCCUCCCCACACUGACACCCUCACCGCCCAGAGCGCUGCAGCUCCUCCGCUCCCCUGCCCCCCCGUCCCAGCCCCCCCAGUGCUAACAGCCGGGGUGUCUGCGGCUGGGGAGGGGCUCGUUCUGCGGCGGGAGGCAGGAGUCCCCCCAUCCCGGGGCAAGCAGGGGCCAGGGCUGGAGAAAGAACCCAGGAGUCCUGGCUCCCUGCUGCCUGCAUGAUGCCUGCAACUCGGUGGCCCCCUGAAAUGACAAAGUGGAGGGGCAACCACUGAGUUACGCUGACAGGGACAGCACCUCCCGGGACGCGAAGCCGACUGGGAUCAGCCGCUCCUCCCGCCCUGCAGGACCCCCGGGCCGGGCAUUGGGACCCCCGGGGCGUGGCGAGGUGUGACCGGAGCCCCCGGGAAGCAGGUGGAGCAGUAACGCCCGGGCUCCCCGGCCCCUGGUGCCGUGCAGCAUGGUCCUGCGGGAGUCUCCGUUCCCGAACCGGUUCCUGAGCGGCCUAUACAGCCUGGGACAGUACCUGCUCUUCCCCAGCUACUGGGCCGCUGACUGCCUGCUCGACCUCAGAGAGACCACGGCGGAGCGGCAGCAGAGCUGGUGCCGGGGCUGCCCCUGCUCCCCCCUGCGGGCAGUGGUCACCGGCCCCUUGCUGCUGCUGCUCCUCCUCCUCUCCAUGCCAGUCGCCCUCCUGGGCCUGCUGCUGUGGCUCCCGCUGCAGGCUGCCCGCAGGCCCUUCGCCUACAAACACACCACGCCCUCACGCCACCCAGAGCCGUGGGAGCUGCCGGGCACGGGCAAGGCCUUCAGCUUCGUCAGCGCCAACGUGUGCCUCCUGCCCAAUGGCCUGGCCAAGUUCAGCAACCUGGGACAGAUGAAGCAGCGCGUGGCCCGCAUCGGCCAGCGCCUCACGCAGGGGGAGGCCAGGGCCAGCUUGGCCAGCCCCAGGAGCAGCCAGUUCCUGCUGCCCACCAAGUACGGGACCACCAUGUCCAGCCCACCGCGGUCGGGGAGCAGUGCCCGCUGCCCUGACGCCAGCGUGGUGGUCGAGAUCCCCGACGGGGAGGGAGGGGCUGGGCCCGGGGAGAUCUCGGCGCCCUUCCCGCCGGAUGUGGAUUUCCUUUGCCUGCAGGAGGUGUUCGACCAGCGAGCGGGCGCCCGCCUGUGCCAGCUGCUGAGCCCCUUCUACGAGCACAUCGUGUACGAUGUGGGCACCUGCGGGCUGCCUGGGUGUUGUACUCUCAAGGUCUUCAACAGCGGGCUCUUCCUGGCCAGCCGCUACCCCGUGCUGGCCGCCCAGUACCACUGCUACCCCAACGGCACUGGCGAGGACGCGCUGUCCGCCAAGGGGCUGCUCUCCGUGCAGGUGCAGCUGGGGGAAGCCCACGGGCAGAGGAUUGUGGGCUACCUGAACUGCACACACCUGCACGCUCCAGCCGCCGAUGCACAGACCCGCUGCGACCAGCUCACCCUGGGGCUCUUCUGGGUGCAGCUGUUCCAGGACGCCCACACGGAGCGAGGGGACGUCGUCGCCUUCGACGUCUUCUGCGGGGACUUCAACUUCGACAACUGCUCCUCAGGGGAUGAGUUGGAGCAGACCCACCACAUCUUCCAGCAGUACCAAGACCCAUGCCGAGUGGAGCCCAAGAAGGACAAGCCCUGGGCCAUAGGCACCCUGCUGAACUACCUGGAGAUCUACGAGGAGGCCGUGUCGACCCCAGAGAAGCUGAAAAGCACCCUGGAGCAAGAGGAGGGCAGGCGGAAGUACCUGGCCUGUCCCAUCCUGCAGGACGGCCGUCCCGACCCCUCGGCAGCAGGGAGCCCCCGGGAAGGGCGUCGCAUCGACUACAUCCUGUACCGCGAGCACCCCACCCCCAUCAGCCUGACAACGGAGGUGGAGAAGUUUUCCUUCAUCACCCAGCUGGCCGGCUGCUCGGACCACAUGGCUGUAGGGCUGCGGCUGCUCCUCAACCCUGCGCCGCAGUGACGGCAGCGAGUGUGAACCCCGGUGUCCGGGGCGGAAGGUCGAUGGAGAAUCCUUGUUAUGGUGGAGCUGGGCAGGGCCCUCCCCCUGCCUGUGCCCCCCUCCCUCCGGACUCGGGUAGGCUGCGAGGCCUGAGACCUGGUGGGGCUGUGCAGGGCUGUGUGGGGCCAGAGUCACCCCCAGGGGCUCUGCUGGUCCCGUGGAAGGUGGGUCUGUGCUGGCCAGAGCCCCCGGUCAGUGCCCCAAGAGGGGGACAGCCCUGACGCCUGGCUUCUGGGCUGGCGGGGGCCCAAGGAGGAGGCUGCUCUGCUGCGCCCCCUCUGCCCAGUGAGGCCCAGCACCCAUGGGUCUUGACUUGGGGUCCGCAGGGGAUCGCUGGGGUGUGGAGCUGCCUCUGCAGACCUCACCCACUGCAGCAGGACGGGGGGCCGGCUAUUUCCCAGGCUGCCAGCCGGCUUCCCCACCUGACAGCGCAGCACCCCUCCCGGCUCAGUGCCACGUGCUCCCUGGGUCCAGCCGGCCCUUGGGCCCCCUCCCCAGCCCGUGAGCCGGGUGUUAGCUGGGCAGGGGCUCCCCGGAGCUGGCGUGGGCCCGACAGGGCCACGUCUGCCUCUGCGCAGCAUCGCGAGCCUCAGCUGCACGCGAGGCCUGUCUGUCCCUCGGCAGGGCAGAGUGCCCUUCUGCUGAGCCGUGGCUGCCAGGAGGGGCUCCCCUCUCCCCUGGGUCACCUGGCCCCCCUGGGGAAUCAAUAAAGUUU